AUGUGUUCGGCAACCAGAUGUAUCUGUUCGGGAACACCUCCCUACAGCCUGGAUAAGUAUAGCUGUCACAAGAUUGUACCUGUUUCUGCUCACAAGUCGGUAGAAGAGGUGAAGGCAUUAUACCAAGAGUUAAUUGGCCCAAUGAUCACGGAGUCAAAUAGGCCGAUUACAGCUUCAACCAAACAAUCGUUUAAAUCUGAAGUAAUUAAUGAGGAUAAUAAUUUGGAGGAAGACCUGGAUGAGAUCGGGUUGCAAGACUUAGAGGCAACCUCUGCCCAGUUAGACGAUUUGAAAGCUGAUGUUCAAAAUCCUUUGGAAGAAGUUAACCUAGGAGAUUCAAAAAAUCCUAGGCCUGUAUAUAUUAGUCAACUUUUGCCAGAAGACGUAAAAGAAAAGCUCAUUCAGCUUUUGACAGAAUUCAGAUCUUGUUUUGCCUGGAAUUAUGACGAACUUCCAGGCUUGUCUAGAGAUUUGGUGGAACACAAGUUACCUAUCCAGCGGAGAUUCAGGCCUUUCAAACAGCCACCAAGGAGGAUGUCCAAUGAGGUCUACUUGCAAGUGAAAGAUGAGAUCGAACACCUUUUCAAUGCUGGGUUUAUACGAAUGGCUAGGUAUGUUACUUGGCUUUCUAAUGUCGUAUCAGUCCUUAAGAAGAAUGGCAAGAUCAGGGUCUGUGUGGACUUCAGAAAUUUGAAUUUGGCUUCCCCAAAGGAUGAGUAUCCAAUGCCAGUUGCAGAUCUUUUGGUGGAUGGGGCCUCUGGUCAUAGGGUUUUGUCCUUUAUGGAUGGUCAUUCCGGAUAUAAUCAGAUCUUCAUCGAUGAGGUCGAUACGGCUAAGACCGCUUUUAGGUGUCCCGGAGCUUUGGGAACCUUUGAGUGGGUUGUAAUGCCUUUUGGCUUAAAGAAUGCAAGAGCCUCAUUUCAACGAGGGAUGAACGCCAUCUUCCAUGAUUUCAUUGGCCGUUUCAUGGAGAUCUACAUCGAUGACAUAGUGGUCAAGUCUCAGUCCUACGAAGAACACUUGGAGCAUUUGAGGAGGUCGUUCUUGAGAAUGCAACAAUUCGACUUGAAGGUGAACCCCUUAAAGUGUGCCUUUGGAGUCUCCGCAGGCAAGUUCUUAGGGUUUUUGGUUCACAACAGAGGGAUUGAGAUUGAUAAGAAUAAGGCCAAGGCAAUUAUUGAAGCAAAGCCUCCUACUACCAAGAGGGAGUUCCAGAAGCUCUUAGGAUCAUUCAACUUUUUGAGAAGGUUCAUUUCAAACCUAGCAGGGAAGGUUCAGGUCUUCUCUCAACUCUUGUGGCUGAAGGAUCAAGACACUUUUGUUUGGGAGGCAAGCCAUCAAAAGGCCUUUGACGAGAUCAAAGGCUACCUAGCAAAGGCUCCAGUCCUUAUGCCUCCCAUCAAGAACAAGCCUUUGAAGCUCUACAUUUCAGCUGUAAAAAGCUUUAUUGGAUGCCUUUUAGCACAAGACAAUAAGCAAGGGAAAGAGCAAGCUGUGUAUUAUUUAAGUAGGCUGUUAACUCCUUGUGAAAGGAGAUAUACUCUUGUUGAAAAGUUGUGUCUUUCUUUGUACUUUGCAGCAAUAAAAUUGAGGCAUUACAUGCUUCCUGUUGUGGUUUACAUCAUGAGUCAAACAGGUCUUAUUAAGUACCUACUUUGUCAGCCAAUCAUACGGGGUCGAAUAGGUAAAUGGUCUCUGGCUUUAAUGGAGUUCAGUUUUCAAUAUGUCCCUCAAAAGGCUGUAAAGGGCCAGGCCUUAGCAGAUUUUCUUGCGGAUCAUCCUUGUGUGGAUAUCGGCAAAGAAUCUGAUACAGGGCUGACUGAAUAUGAAGCAAUGGUAAUAGGCCUUGAGAUCUUAAGAGAUCUUCAGACUAGAGAAGUAAAGGUUAUAGGGGAUUCAAACCUUGUAAUCAACCAUCUGGCAAGGACGUUUAAAUGCUAUAAUGAGGAGCUAGCUCCUUAUUACAUGGCAGCGGUGCAGUUAAUUCAAGACUUCGAUAACGUAAUUGUCAAACAUGUCUCAAGGAGUAUGUAUACGGAAGCGAACAGUUUGGCUCAGGCCUUAACAGGCCGGAAGCUGUCACCAGAGACUCUUCAUAAUAUCAUUACGGUCCAGAAAAGGCUACUCCCUUCUGUAAGGAGAAAAGGUUUAGGCCUAGAAGUACUUGUCUUAGACCUUCCAGUUGAAGAAGAAGAAGAGGGUAAGGAGGAUUGGCGGGAUCCCAUCAUUGCUUACCUAAAACAGCCUCAUACGGGAGCUAGUAGGAAGGUUAAGAGAAGAGCAUUGAGUUAUGUUCUUCUUGGGGAUGAGUUAUACAAGAAAGGCCUCAAGGAUGAUUUGUUAUUGAGGUGUUUAUGCCAUACCGAGGCCAUGAAGGUAAUGGCAGAAGUCCACGAAGGGAUUUGUGGAGCACAUCAGUCCGGUAUAAAGAUGAGAUGGCUUAUUAGAAGGUAUGGUUACUAUUGGCCCACUAUCUUAGAGGAUUGUAUACGUUUUUCUAAGGGCUGCCAGCCUUGUCAAGCUCAUGGCCCAAUACAUCAUACACCUGCAACUGAUUACCAAGCUGUGGUGAAGCCUUGGCCUUUUAGAGGCUGGGCUUUAGACGUAAUUGGGAUCGUCUAUCCUCCUUCAUCGAAGCAACACAAGUUCAUUUUGGUAGCUACAGAUUAUUUUACAAAGUGGGCAGAGGCCUUUCCAUUGAGAUCUGUGGAUCAACAAGAUGUGAUCAAAGUUAUGAAGGAAAAGAUUAUCCAUAGGUUCGGUAUACCGGAGCAUUUUGUGGUGGAUAGAGGCUUAGUGUUCUUUGGAGCACAAGUUCGGUCCUUUGCAAGCCAAUUCAAUAUACAGCUCUCUCAUUCAACACCUUAUUAUGCACAAGGGAAUGGUCAAGCUGAAUCAACCAAUAAGACCUUAAUUGGGAUUAUUGAGAAGAUGAUAGAAGAAAAUCCAAGGGUUUGGCAUGAGCUCCUCUCUGAUGCAUUAUGGGCUUACAGAACUUCAAAGAAAGAGGCUACAAAUGUUACUCCGUACAUGUUGGUAUAUGGCCAUGACCUCAUACUUCCUACGGAGGUGACAGUUAGAUCAGCCAGAAUUGCUUACCAGAAUGGUUUAAGUCCUGCUUAUUACAGCCAAGCUAUGUUAAUGGAGAUGGAAGACCUUGAUGAGGUGAGAUUAGCUGCUUUAGACCAUAUGCUGGUUCAGAAGCGUCACGUGGCUAAGGCUUAUAAUAGAAGAGUAAGAAGGAAGAGUUUCACCGAAGGAGAUUUGGUGUGGCAGGUGUUCAAAGGUAAUGUGUAUCUUUUAAUGGGUUUAGAUGGUGGAAUGCAUAAACAUACUAUCAAUGGAAAUUUUUUGAAACAUCAUUAUCCUACGAUGUGGGAAAUGAGAGAUUUCAAUGAAAAGCUACCAUCAAAGCCAUAA
Messenger RNA from Rhododendron vialii, 3420 nucleotides. RefSeq lists its product as uncharacterized. Lineage: Eukaryota; Viridiplantae; Streptophyta; Magnoliopsida; Ericales; Ericaceae. Gene Ontology annotation, molecular function: RNA-DNA hybrid ribonuclease activity; nucleic acid binding. The transcript has 4 exons. The record is from RefSeq and is a predicted model, not a curated record. Bases 1 to 3420 code for a protein of 1139 amino acids. Gene Ontology annotation, biological process: DNA integration.